ACCCCGAGCUACCACGUAGAUACGCUCAUUAUGUGCGAGAAAUCUAGUUAAUUUCCCAACAAUAACAGUCUCCAUUCAGAUCAUUAAGCAUUUAUAAACCCUUGUGCUGAGCGGCAGUCGUGAACGCGUUGUGAAGCUGCAUAGGCUACUCCUCCCCCUGAGCGCCGCAGCCCUCCAUCGCUAUUCACUGAAGGGGUAGCCCGACUCCUUUCCGCUCUCCUUUAUUCUGUCUCAGAGGUGGAUGCCAUGCCAUCGGAAUUUCUCCAUUUAUCAGCUGUUUGCGUCCACAUGACAAGUGCGCCGGGGGUAUUUUAAGAGUAGGGGAUCCCUCUUGGUGGCGACAUUACGGCAGAUGGAGAGAGCCCUCCAUCAACCUCAUCAGCUACUGACAGUCACAUCAAGAUUGAGCCAAUCAGUACCAUGGACCUUUAGGAGCAGUAAUGGCAACUUGCUGUACCUCUCGCUCUGAUUUGAUAGACUUGUAGCAUGCGUUCCCUACGUAAGACUGUGCUGUUAGCUCUGGUAGCAUCAGUGGUGCUGGUUUUGGCAGUGCUUCAUUCCUGGCCCACACGGGUCUACAGCACUGUGGAUGUCCGGUACAGACUGGGUGCUGGAGCUGAGCGGCUGCUGGAGGAGAGACUUCCUGAAACGGAUCCCAGCACUAGCACCAUCCCUUACAGAGUGAGGGAGAGUGUGGCCAGGCUUUUGGCUCGCAACGGGUGUAUUUGUGAAGGAGAAAGCAGAGGGGUCAACCUGCCCUUUGCUCAACUAUUGUUCCCUAGAGUGUCUGCCCAUCCCCUGCACACUGCCUUCCAGGCCUCCCAGCUCCGUGAGAUGAAGAAACGGCGCGCCAAAGAGUAUCAGAGCUUCCAAAUGAGGUCGCAGAGCCCAGCUGAUCUACUGAUUGUAGCUGAAGCUAACAACCCUCUGCAGUACCCAACACAGGGUGUGGAGGUUCGGCCUCUUAAAACUAUCCUUAUACCAGGUUUGGCCUUAAAAGAGCUGCCCCGAGAUGUAUAUACUAUGAACUUUUCAGCAUCACUGGGCACAUUUAGUGUGGCAGCAGAGGUAGAGGGGGUAAAGGUCAGGGGUGAUGGCGAGAUGCACAUGACCCUGAGCAGCACCCUUUUGUACAGUCUGAAUCGACAGCUCCAGUUUAUCACAUAUACUAACACACUGUUCCACCCCAGCACAGCUGACACAGUGCAGUUAGACACAGAAGGACAUCAAGCUCUUUUUACCAUCAAGAUCCGUCAUGGAAUAACACCCAAACUCUACAACACAGGCUCUGAUGCAGAUAAAGAGUACAACAUCAGUGCUCUUGUGACCAUAGCAACUAAAACCUUCCUACGCUAUGACAAGCUCCAAGAUUUAAUUAACAGCAUACGACAGUACUAUCCAACCGUUACAAUAGUGAUAGCAGAUGACAGUGAGCACCCAAAAACAGUAUCAGGCCCUUAUAUUGAACAUUACAUCAUGCCCUUUGGAAAGGGCUGGUUUGCUGGUCGUAACCUGGCCGUGUCACAGGUCACUACCAAGUACGUGCUGUGGGUGGAUGAUGACUUUAUCUUUACUGCCAACACAAAGCUGGAAAAGCUGGUGGAUGUGCUGGAGAAAACCACACUUGACCUGGUUGGAGGAGCAGUGCGUGAAGUCACAGGCUACACUGCCACCUACAGACAGACGAUCUCAAUUGAGACUGGAGAGGAAGAUGGAGACUGUCUGCACAUGCGGCGGCAAGGCUUCCAUCACAUCAUCCAAGCCUUUCCUCAUUGUGUGGUCACUGAUGGAGUCAUCAAUUUCUUUCUUGCCAGGACAGAUAAAGUGCAGCAGGUGGGCUUUGACCCCCGGCUAGCGCGUGUCGCGCAUUUGGAGUUUUUUAUUGAUGGGCUCGGCUCCCUGCAUGUUGGGUCUUGUGAUGAUGUCAUCGUGAAUCACGCCACCAAGAUCAAGCUGCCAUGGGGCCAGUCAGAAAGUGACAAAAUUUACGUGAAGUUCCGUUACCCUCCUGCUUCAUCUGAUGCGAUACACACCAGAAAUGGCCUCUUGUACUUCAAAAACCGCUUCCAGUGUCUAACACACAACUGAACACUACCUGACUAUGCCUUCUUUCCUUUCUCUCAUCCUCCCUCAAACGAACACUCUCUCCCUGAGGAGGUGAAGGGGCUUGUGAAGACACUGGAAGUGUGCUGUGGAUGUACUGUAUAUGGUCCCAUGUGAGUAUGGGGGAGUUCAAAUAGGCCUCUUCUUUUGGAAAGGAUCAUAAUGUGAUCGAACAUGACUGACGGAUGAGAUGCACAGUGUUGGUUGAUUAAGAUUUUUUUCUAUACUUGAAUAUGUCUCCUUUCUUUAGCUUUAUUUUUGUUCAGAAGAAUUCUUCAGAUACAGAUCAAACCAUUCCAUAAAUUAUGCAGAGCCAUCUUUUUCUCCUCAGCCAAUCAUGUUUCAGUAUCACAUUUAAAGGGAUAUUGAGACCAAAAAUGAAUUCUGUCAUCAUUUACUCACGCGGAUGUUAUUUCAGACUUAUUAAGCAGAUGUUCAAGCUCCUUAAAUUAUGACAGAAUUGUUAAUUUUGAAUGAACUAGUCCUUAAACAGAUGAGAAUACAGAAGAAGUUUCUUUUGAAAAUGAAGAACGAAGAGAAGACUGUGGAGGGAAACAUUUUUAACCAUGAUGUUUAGAAUUUUUAAAUCCAGUUAAAAGGAGACACUUUCUUUGGGACAUUCACAUGGAAUGUCACAUCAGCUCUCUGCCUGGUAUUAAUCGUGUGUGUACUUGUGUUUGUGUGCGUUUUAUUGAGGGUCAUCUCUCUGUACGUUUGCACUAAAACAAAUGGACUUCAAUUGGAGAGACCCGACCCUCAGCGCCACUAAAAGAAGGAACAGACUGAACAUCAUUAGCAAGCAAAAACCACAGACAAUCCAACAUAUCACUUUCAUUCUCUCUCUCUCUCUCACACAUACACACUCCGACAGAUUUUUCAGUGAUAGAUGGAGGGGUGAUUCAUUGUACAUCAGUAAAAUCUGCAUUUGAUAUUUUUUUGUUCUAAAGAGUGACUGUGCCAAAGGCUUAAUCACUGUCCUGGUGUGACUUGUUUAUUGUUUGUACUUUUUUAAUUUCCUUUAUUCUGAGGUCUUUUUAAGAUUGUGUCCUAAUUUUAAUUUAAAUUUAUUUUAUUUAUUUUUUUGAGCUGGAUUUCAAAAGUUCAGUCAGUGACUUUUGCUAUGCAGAAUGGCUGAGAUAACUAACUUUAUUAAAAUAGAAAAAGCAACAUUAAUAGACUUUUCAGAGUAGAUGAUACAGAUGUGCAAAUAACAGAAAAAAAUAUUAUCAAAUAAAAUUGUUAAUGAAAUCUUAGGAUAUAUUUACAGCAGCAGCCAAAAAUAUGGACACAUCUGAUACUUUAAUCAUUCUAAUUAUUUCCCACAUAUUAUGAUAAAUUAUGUGAUGAAAAUGUAAAAUAAA
Messenger RNA from Carassius carassius (crucian carp), 3464 nucleotides. It is a transcript of the gene b4galnt1b, whose product is annotated as beta-1,4-N-acetyl-galactosaminyl transferase 1b. Gene Ontology annotation, molecular function: hexosyltransferase activity. The transcript is spliced from 12 exons. The record is from RefSeq and is a predicted model, not a curated record. Lineage: Eukaryota; Metazoa; Chordata; Actinopteri; Cypriniformes; Cyprinidae. Gene Ontology annotation, cellular component: Golgi membrane. Gene Ontology annotation, biological process: ganglioside biosynthetic process. Bases 487 to 2088 code for a protein of 533 amino acids.